Messenger RNA from Fusarium pseudograminearum CS3096, 495 nucleotides. RefSeq lists its product as uncharacterized. The record is from RefSeq and is a predicted model, not a curated record. The coding region runs from base 1 to 495 and encodes 164 amino acids. NCBI's taxonomy places the organism in Eukaryota, Fungi, Ascomycota, Sordariomycetes, Hypocreales, Nectriaceae. The transcript has a single exon.
AUGGCACCCGAGGUCUUCUUCACCGUUUGCUACGGCCACAAUAACCCUCCUCAGGUCAUCAAGGACAUGCACACGUUCACUCCCGCAAUCCUCGAGGGCUACUGCCGCCACCGAGUUCGACACGCAGACUAUCCUGGUGUUGUGGCUGAGAAGGGUCACAGUGUUCGUGGGGUUUACGCUACUGGACUUACCGAUGCCAACAUGAGCAAGCUUGACGAUUUUGAGGGGCCCGAGUAUGACAAGGAAAAGGUCAAAGUCAAGUUGCUCAACAAAGACGGCACUGUCAACGAGAAGGGUGAAACCAAGGAAACGACCGUCUACGUUUUCAACUCACUCAAACACCUUGAGAAGCGUGAGUGGGACUUUGAGGAGUUCCGAAAGACCAAGAUGAAGAACUGGACCCGAGGUGGAUUGGCUUUCGAUGAAUGUAAGUUGACGUACGCCAUGCUCAUGUGUGUGCCCAAUACUGAUGAUGCGGACAAUGUAGAAGUCUGA